Messenger RNA from Manihot esculenta (cassava), 915 nucleotides. RefSeq names its product L-type lectin-domain containing receptor kinase IX.1-like. The coding region runs from base 1 to 915 and encodes 304 amino acids. Gene Ontology annotation, cellular component: plasma membrane. Gene Ontology annotation, molecular function: protein kinase activity; ATP binding. Lineage: Eukaryota; Viridiplantae; Streptophyta; Magnoliopsida; Malpighiales; Euphorbiaceae. The record is from RefSeq and is a predicted model, not a curated record. Gene Ontology annotation, biological process: protein phosphorylation. The transcript has a single exon.
AUGCUGGGAAAAGGAGGUACUUCAAGUGUUUACAGAGGGUACCUAAGCAAUUCUGGUAAGAUGGUUGCUGUCAAGAGAAUCUGCAGCAGACACAAGUAUGCCACAGAAGUUUUCACAACAGAAUUGAAAAUUAUGAUCUUGUUGGAUUGCACGAGUAUCGUCCCAUUGAUCGGUUGGAGUAAUGAUCAAGAUGAGUACUUAAUUGUCUAUGAUUACAUGCCUAACGGAGGCCUAGACAAGCAUCUUUUCGGAAAUGGCAUGCAUCUUCCAUGGAAUGUGAGAUUAAACAUAGUUCUUAAUCUGGCAUUUGCUUUGCUUUAUCUUCAUGAAGAAUCUGGGCAUUGUAUAUUACAUAGAGAUAUCAAGUCAGCUAAUGUGAUGCUAGACUUGAAUUUCAAUGCCAAGCUGGGCGAUUUCGGGGUAUCUAUGUUUUUAGACCCUAAUUUGAGCCAUCAAACCACAAAGGUUGUUGGAACUUUUGGCUAUAUAGCACCUGAAUAUUACCAGCUAUGCAGGGCUAGUAAAGCAUCCGAUAUCUAUAGCUUUGGAAUUGUACUCUUGGAAGUUGCUACUGGAAAGAGGAAGUGUAGAGAUGAGGACUCUCAUAUGGGUCUUGUUGAGUGGGUUUGGAAUCUAUAUGGAGCUGGGAAGAUUGUUGAUGCAGCUGAUGAGAGAUUAGGAAUGGAUUUUGAUGUGCAGGAGCUGGAAUGCUUGUUGAUUCUUGGAUUGUGGUGUGCUCAUCCAGUUGAUAAACAAAGGCCAUCAGCCAGACAAGCUUUUCAGGUGCUGAAAUUUGAAGCACAAUUGCCCCAACUUCCAGAAGAGAUGCCUAGUCUCAUGUAUGCUAAAACAGCACCAUCACCUGUUUACUCAGACCCACCUUCUAUCACCUUCAGUCUUCAGAGUGGUCGCUAG